Vicia villosa (hairy vetch) is the source of this 351-nucleotide messenger RNA. RefSeq lists its product as uncharacterized. Bases 1 to 351 code for a protein of 116 amino acids. The record is from RefSeq and is a predicted model, not a curated record. The transcript has a single exon. Lineage: Eukaryota; Viridiplantae; Streptophyta; Magnoliopsida; Fabales; Fabaceae.
AUGCCACAUGCUCGUGCCUUCGUCCCCCUCAGAGGAAACCAGGUGCCAGAUCCGUACAGAAACUAUUUGAACCGCAUGUUUGUCGAGGACACCCGCUACGACUGCUAUGUUGCUCACCGUGAUACGGUUCCGUGGGAUGACGGUGCACUAUAUUCUGGAUGGUUGGCAUGCAGUUCGACCAUCAUUGUUCGCUAUUUUUCGGAGCGCGUCAUGCGGCAGUUCGACUAUUGUCAGACGAUACCUCACCACCCUUCUGUCUCCGCUCCUACCUUGAUGACUCGUCAGCAUAUAGAUGAGGCCUUUGUAGACUUUGAGCAUCACAUGGUUUCGGAUGAGGCUCGGGCAACGUGA